This is a messenger RNA of Aphidius gifuensis, 2802 nucleotides long. Its product is annotated as protein decapentaplegic-like. Gene Ontology annotation, biological process: BMP signaling pathway; SMAD protein signal transduction. The transcript is spliced from 3 exons. The coding region runs from base 656 to 1852 and encodes 398 amino acids. The record is from RefSeq and is a predicted model, not a curated record. NCBI's taxonomy places the organism in Eukaryota, Metazoa, Arthropoda, Insecta, Hymenoptera, Braconidae. Gene Ontology annotation, molecular function: cytokine activity; growth factor activity. Gene Ontology annotation, cellular component: extracellular region.
GAAGUCAGCAACAACGAGCCACAGUAGUCACACUACGCCUCUUGAACGUGUCGGACACAACUAUUAAAUAUAUAUACUCCAAUCCUCACUAUUUCAUUAGCACAAAAUAUAUAUAUAUUUUAUUUUUGUCUUUCUUUUAAUAUUUUUACAAUAUUAACAAGUGAUUAAUUUAUUGUUAUUAAUUAAUAACUUUUUUUAAUAUUGUUUUUAAUUGCAAAAAAAAAAAAAAUUAAUUCAGUUUUAAUUGUGAGUGUUUAUAAAUUAUACUGGAUUUCACCGGAGUUUGGUGCAGUGAUUAUAUAUUAAAUUCUAGUUAUAUUUAGUAUUGAAAAUAAAUAAAUAAAAAUAAAUAAAGAAAAUAUUAAUAAUUUUUGUGAAUUAUUAUUGUAAACAUUGAAAUUUCUUUUUUUUUUUUUAUUUUUGGUUACCCGGUGAAUUUUGUGACAUUAUUAAUUGAUUAAUUUAUAUUGUGUUUUUCAAGUGACAUUAAAUUAAUCAAGUUUUUUUUUUUUUUUUUUUGUAUAAAUAAUAAAUAUUAAUUAUUAUUUGGCAAAAAAUAAAAACAAAUAUUUUUUGCGGUGUAUGGACAUGCUGAGAUGCCGUGGUUGUUUAGACUACGGAUUAACGGCUAGCUAGAAGGUGGCAGGGCAUCACGAUGCGCACGUUGCUGCUGCUGAGAUUGUUGUUUGUGGUGGGAGUUAUUGUGCUGCUUGUUAAUGCAACAAGUGCAAGCAGCAAUGUUGUAAAUAAUAAUAAUAAUAGUCAUAAUAAAAUGAAAGAAACAGAACGUGAAAGAGUAAUUAGACAAGUUGAAAAAAAUUUAUUAUCAAUGCUACGAAUGACUAAAAGACCAAAACCAAUUGGUAAAGCACAAGUACCUGAAUCAAUGAGAUUAUUAUAUAAUAAACAAAAAGCAAUUAAAAUGACAGAUAUUGCUAAACCUGGUAUUCAUACAAUAUCAGCAAAUACAGUACGAUCAUUCAAUCAUGUUGAGAGUCCACUUGAUGAUAAAUUCCAAUCACCAAAUCGCUUUCGUCUGUAUUUUAAUUUAUCAAGUAUACCGUUAGAUGAGAGUUUAAAAGCAGCUGAAUUGAGUUUAUCACGUGUAUCACAUGUAUUAUCAAAUAAUAAUGAUAAUAUUGGUAAAAUACUUGUAUAUGAUAUUGUACGUCCAGGAAUAAAAGGAAAAAAUAAUGUUCAGCUACGUUUAAUUGAUAGUAAAACAAUUGAUGGUAAAAAAAAUAAUACAAUAACAGUUGAUGUACAACCAGCAGUAUCACGUUGGUUAAAUGAAAAAUUACAUAAUUAUGGUUUAUUAAUAAAUAUAAUUGAUAUUAAAUUAGAAAAUAAUAAAAAAUCUCAUAUACGUAUGAAACGUGAUAUUAAUGAAAAUAAUGAUAAUUGGUUAAAAAUACGUCCAGUAUUAUUUACAUAUACUGAUGAUGGACAUCAUAAAAUGACAACAGCUAAAGAUAUUAUUGAACGUCGUAGUAAACGUGCAAUUAAUAAAAAAAAUCAUCGUAUUAAAGAUUCACGUGGACAAUGUAAACGACAUCCAUUAUAUGUUAAUUUUGAUGAUGUUGGAUGGAGUGAUUGGAUUGUUGCACCACCUGGUUAUGAUGCAUAUCAUUGUCAUGGUGAUUGUCCACGUGAUCUUAGUGAACAUUUAAAUUCAACAAAUCAUGCUGUUGUACAAAAUCUUGUUAAUGAUAUUAAUCCAGGUAUAGUACCAAAAGCAUGCUGUGUACCAACAUCAUUAACAAGUAUAUCAAUGCUUUAUCUUGAUGAAGAAAAUAAAGUUGUAUUAAAAAAUUAUCAAGAUAUGACUGUUGUUGGUUGUGGCUGUCGUUAAUCCAAAUAAUUUAUUAUUAAUUAUAUAAAUUUUAAAAAAAUUUCGACAAUCAAACAAAGAGCAAAAAAAAAAAAAAAAAAAUACUGUAUUUAAUAAUUUCAUUGGCCUUCUAACUUGUGAAUAAAAAAAUAUAUAAAUUAAUUCAAUGCGUGUAUAAAUUGCUACAUCUAUAUCACGUGAAAACGGGCGUCGGCCAAGUUAAUUUACAAGAGACUCACAAACUGAUCGAACUAAUGGAUAAAUAAUUCAAUUUUUUUUUUUUAUCAAAUAAAAGAGGUAAAUAAAAUGAAUUAUUUAGUGAAAAAAAAAAAAAGAAAAAUAUACAAGUUAAUGAAAAAAAAAAAAAAAAAAAAACGUAUAUAAAAGUUAAGUGCGUGACGCUGCCGCAUUCUCGACAGUUUUAGUAAUCAACAGACUCUAAACGAGGCAUGGGCUAGGCCUCUCUUGUGUAUAUAAAUAAUUUAUAUAUAUAUUUUAUAUACAUACAUAUAAAUAUAUAGUGAAAAGAAGUUGGUAUGGUGAAGAACAACUAUUGGAUUAUGAAGAAAAAAAAAAAAAAUCAUUUUUAUUAUUCUUUUUUUUUUUUAUAUAGAUAACAUUAUUUUCUUCUUCUUUUUAUCGUGCCAUGGAAACUUGCGAUAGGCAAAACAACCCGAACCUCCUUGGAGCGCAAAAAACCGCGCGCAAGUUAUUUUUUUUUAAAUUUUUUUUAUAUCUUUUUGUUUUUAAUUGGAGUUUCUCUCUCUCGCUAUCUAAAUGUGUGUUUGUAAAUUACAUAUAUAUAUAUGUGUAAUUUAUUAAUAAGGCUGUAGAGAAAACCGGUAUCAGAUUAACCACCGGCACCAUCCGCAGGUGCUACUUGUGUCUCCGUGGCAACGGUUGAAAUAUCUCGAUAAAUGAAAUUAAAAAUAUAUAAGUAUAUUAGCAAAAAAAAAAAAAAAUUAUAAGUA